This is a messenger RNA of Dentiscutata erythropus, 171 nucleotides long. NCBI's taxonomy places the organism in Eukaryota, Fungi, Glomeromycota, Glomeromycetes, Diversisporales, Gigasporaceae. The record is from the annotation of a GenBank genome assembly.
AAUUAGAAGCACAAGCUUCGAUCGUACAUAAAAAAGAGCACCAUUUGUCUGAAAACGAACGACGGAUGGUGGAAAAACUGAUUAAUAAAUAUGGUGAAGAUUAUGAAUCUAUGUUUAGAGAUAUAAAACUUAAUGUGUAUCAGCAUACCGCUGCUCAACUAAAAAAGAAAU